AUGGAUCUUAAGUACAAACACCUAGUUGACAAAUUGAAUAUUCAAGAAAAACAAAUAGAUUACUUAGAGAGAGAAAACAAAAGGAGAAAUUUAGUAUUUUUCGGGAUAGAAGAAGAAGGAAGAAGUUACUUCCAGCUUUAUACAAAAGUAGCUUACAUCUUAACGAUGAACAUGAAGUUAUCUUGUGAGAAAUACGAUAUAGAGAACGUUAAACGUAUCGGUAGGAAGGGAAACAAAGUUAGGCCCAUCAUAGUAGCCCUUACCACAUUAGGAAAAAAGAUAGAGAUCCUGAAAAAUAGAAAAUCUCUGGCAAGCACGUCAUAUUACAUACAAGAAGAUUAUCCCAAAAAAGUUUUGGAGCCGGCCAGAAAAAUCGUAAAUGGACAUGACGAUGAAAGUACUAAAAAUCAAGUAGAUUUUAUCCUAUCGAACAAACCAAAAAAGAUAAGGAAGUUAGAUUUUCUCAAUGCCUUACGAGGGCUGCACUAA
Bombyx mori (domestic silkworm) is the source of this 489-nucleotide messenger RNA. RefSeq lists its product as uncharacterized. The transcript has 2 exons. Bases 1 to 489 code for a protein of 162 amino acids. The record is from RefSeq and is a predicted model, not a curated record. Lineage: Eukaryota; Metazoa; Arthropoda; Insecta; Lepidoptera; Bombycidae.